Messenger RNA from Ipomoea triloba (trilobed morning glory), 1279 nucleotides. Its product is annotated as probable pectinesterase 67. The record is from RefSeq and is a predicted model, not a curated record. Gene Ontology annotation, biological process: cell wall modification. The transcript is spliced from 5 exons. Bases 1 to 1032 code for a protein of 343 amino acids. NCBI's taxonomy places the organism in Eukaryota, Viridiplantae, Streptophyta, Magnoliopsida, Solanales, Convolvulaceae. Gene Ontology annotation, molecular function: pectinesterase activity.
AUGAACACUUUAUCUCCUUUGCAAUACUUGUUAAUCUUUGUCUCUCUCAUUAUCACUAACCCAUAUUUUCUUCAUGGAUUCCAAGCCAAAAGUGUCAUUGACUCCCCACUUUUAACUAAGAAAAUUGGAACCAAUUCCAUUCUUGUAGUUGAUCCAAAUGGAGAUGGGGAUUUUCAAUCUGUUCAAGCAGCAAUUGAUCAUGUUCCUGGAGGGAAUUCCAAUUGGAUGGUCAUACAUGUCAAAAAAGGCGUUUACAGAGAACAGGUGCACAUACCACCCAACAAGCCCUACAUAUUCAUGAGAGGAAGUGGAAGAGGGAAGAGCGUGAUUGCGUGGUCUCACAGUUCAGGUGACGCUAAUAGCUCUGCCACUUUCAGGGCUGAAGCUCCUCACUUCAUUGCCUAUGGCAUUAGCUUCAAGAAUGGAGCUCCCCUAGGGAUGGCUCAAACCUCACAAAACCAAUCAUCAGUUGCAGCAGUGGUAGCAGCAGACAAGGCAGCCUUCUACAGCUGUGGAUUCUUAAGCUCACACAACACUCUCUUUGACUACAAAGGCAGACACUACUACAAUCACUGCUACAUUCAGGGCUCCACAGAUUCCAUUUUUGGCCGAGGACUAUCCAUGUUUCAUGGCUGUGAGAUCUUUGUGGUUGCAGACAAGAGAGCAGAGGUGCAUAGCUCUGUGACAGCACAACAUAGGGAUAGUGCAAAAGAGAAGAGUGGAUUUGUGUUCUUGAAUGGGAAGGUGUAUGGGGUUGGAGAUGUGUACUUGGGGAGAGCUAAAGGGGCUUAUUCCAGGGUGGUUUUUGCAAAUACAUAUUUGUCCAGGACUGUCAUUUCCAAGGGUUGGACUAACUGGAGCCACACAGGGCAUACAAAACAUUUGCACCACGCGGAGUACAAGUGUCACGGACCGGGUUCAGCCACAAAAGAUCGUGCCCAUUGGUCGAAGCAGCUGAGUGAAGAAGAAGCCGCAGCUUUCCUAUCUAUCGGCUUCAUUCAAGGCUCGGAGUGGCUCCCAGCGUGGCUAUAACUUCACCCCAACUUUAACUGGGGUAGGGGGCCCUUGGAAUUUGAGAUUUAAUAUUUUUGGAAAGAAAGACGGAGAAUUAAGAAAUAGAUUUGGGGGAAUAGAAUUUAUGAAAUAGAAUAGAGUUAUUGUAAACUGUGAAGUGCAUUGGUAGUUCUAAUGAUGAUGCCUCCAGUAGUUGCUCCUUGAACAUAGUUACAUAGGAACUAUGCAAUGCAAGUUAAAGAUAGGAAUACAAAAUGAUCGAAUA